CUCACCCAAGUUAGUCUAGAUGGAUGAUCUGCUGGACUACCAGCUGGUGAACCUGGUUUUGAUCUGGUUGACCAUCUUGUUCAAGCUGGUUAGGGCUGGACCACCUUGGACCAUCAAUAAACCAGGUGGCAUGUUCCAGAAACCAGCUUGACCAUCUUAAGCUGUUAUGUCGGGCUGGUUAAAGGACGGGGUGGUAUUGGAGGGGACGGGAAGUGGUCAGAUGUCCCCAAGCUCCAGACUGCAGAGCCCCUUGCCAAGUCGAAUAACGAGGUUAUCAUCCAGCAGCGCGGGGAGCAGAGCACCCUCUCCUGGCUCGGACAGACAGGACAGUAUGAGUAAAGCUAAAGAGCUCUUUGAACUCUGUGAUAAAGAAUGUAAAGGAUUCAUCACAAAGAGAGACAUGCAGCGGUUACAAGGAGAGUUGCCUCUUUCUCAGGAGCAGUUGGAGUCUGUGUUUGAGAGUCUGGACCGAGACCGGAAUGGUUACCUCACCCCCCUCGAGUUCCACACCGGCCUGGGAGAGCUAGUUGGUUCUGGGACUCAUGAGAGUUCUGGGCCGGAGGAGAGAUUGAGGAGAGAAGAGGGAGAGAGAGCUAUGGAUCGAAGAAUAGAGCCAGCGGAGAUGCGAUUCGCUCAGAUCCUUAUGGAGCUGGGAGCUGAUAAACUCUUUAAGGAUCAGUGGGAGUUGUGUACUCUUUGGUGUGAGCUCCAGAGAGACAAACCUGAACUGUUGGAAGUGUUGGAGGAAGUUCUCUCUCACACUGUGUCUCAUCUUCAGGAUGCACUCAAAGAGAGAGACAAUUUAGAACAGACGCUACACAGGAGAGAGGAAGAUCAUGACAGAGUGGUUCGGUCCAUGUAUGAAGACAUGGAGAGUCAGUUAAAAGAAGAGAGAGAGAAACGACAAGCUCUGGACAGUGUAAGGCAAGGAGACAGGAAAGAGCAGUUGCUGCAGGAACUGAGGACACGAGAGCAGGAACUGGAGUUCACACUUACGAAACAGAGAGAGCUGGAGAGCAGGAUCAACACUCUGAGCAGUGAUCAGGCUGACACUCGUGGGGAGUACCGCAGAUUGCAGAACAUCAACCAGCAGCUACAAAAUGAACUGGAUCAGAGUCGAGAGGAGCUGCAGCAUGCUCUGAGUCAACUACAACAACUGCAGAACAACAUCAAACACCAGCAGAGGGGUAAAGAGAGAGAGGUCCUGAAAGUGUCCCGAAACAUGCAGAAAGAACGAGAAAGCCUGAUGAGACAGCUGGACCUGCUCAGGGAUAUGAACAAGCGCCUUCGGGAUGAUAAAGAUGCCCACCAAGCUCAGAUGACGACGGCUAAAGAGAAGAACCCUUUACAAAGGAAGGAAUCCAUCCUAGGGGACUAUUUCCUGCCGAGAAAAUCCACUAAAAGACAGCUGAUGAAAGCCUCUCAUGAUGACCCAGAAGAUGCUUUGUUAAACGACUCUGGUCCAAAAAGACUCUCUAUAGCCGAACAGAAAGAGGACAAAACAACCAGUGAAUCAGAGAGAACCACGAGUGUUAUAUGCGAUCCACAGCGUGUGUUUAAGGUGGUGUUUUUGGGUAAUUCUGGAGUGGGAAAGAGUUCCUUCAUCCAUCAUUACUGCAGCGGUCAGUUCCCCAACAACAUGGCUUCAACUGUGGGGAUGGAUUUCCAGGUGAGGAGCGUAAUGCUUGAUUCCACACCUGUCGCUUUGCAGCUGUGGGACACUGCAGGACAAGAAAGAUUCCACAGCAUCACCCAGCAGUACUUUCGGCGAGUGGAUGGAAUCAUCGCUAUGUAUGAUGUCACCCAGGAGACGUCUUUCACAGCUGUCCGCCAUUGGCUGGACCAGGUGCAGGAAAAGAUGGCUGAAGAGGCGUGUCUAUUGUUGCUAGGCAAUAAGACCGACCUGGUGACCAUCGACAGGAGGGAGGUGACCGCGGCACAGGGCCGGAUGCUGGCAGAGCAGUUUCAGGCUGAGUUCUAUGAAUGCAGUGCUAAGAGUGGACACCAGGUGGAAGAGGCCAUGACACACCUGACAAGGUUACUCGCCUCACAGCAGGAUAAUCAGUGCGAGUCUGCGCUCAGUCUUGAGAAUUCUCCCAACAGAGGGCGCUGUUGCAAAUAGGCGGAUCCUCAUUUCCGAAUUCAGGCUUCCUCAUGAAUAUUAAUUAAGGCUGUACACCUCUGAAUAUUCAUGAGCUAAUGGAUUCCUAAACUCACGAACCUCUAAAUUCAGAAUGUUCAGGAAAUAUGUCAACUGUAAAAAGUUAUAAAAUAUUAUCUGGAACAAUUAUACGAUUAAUUUAAAGGAAUAUUCCGAGUUCAGUACAAGUUAGCUCAAUCGCCAGCAUUUGUGUUACUCUAAAAAAGUCAUUAAUUACUAACUACUAAUUACAUCGUCUACAGUGUAAUUAGAUUACUGUACUAAUUACUCUGUCUGAAAUGUAAUUGCAUUACUUGUUACUAAUUACUUUCUAAAACCCUUAUCAACCUCGACCAGAUGAAAAAUACAAGGAUAGACAUGAAACUGUUCUUUUAAUUCUUUCAAAUAAAUCAUAUAAAAUCAAAUAAAUUAUUCAUGAAGUGGCCAAAGAAUUUAAAGGGGCGGCGUUAAAUUAGAAAAAAUACAUUUUAACAUGAGAUGUUAAAUUUCGAUUUUAAAUUCACUAUUGAUUUAUAUAGAAUUGUUCUAGAGUCUAUACAGUAGUAAUCCCUUGCAUUACUUUUUAUACAUUAUAGCACAAAUUCUGUUGAUUGAUCUUAACUUGUAAUGAUCCCGGAAUAUUCUUUUAAGAUUAAAACACACUCCAGCUGGCAAUGUAUUACACCAACUUAACUGUUUACAUAUUUACAAUUUUUUUAUUAAUCGAAGUAGGCUACUUAUUUUCAUUUAACAAAGUCUACUGUUAAAAUUAAGGUCUGAAACAAAAUGAGUAUUUAAAAAUAAGUAUUUAUGCAUUUUAUGUUAAUCAUUUUGCGGGCUUGUGGCAAUACGUAUCAUAUAAACAACAUUUCUGGAAGUACAGAAUUAAAUGUUAUCUGUCAGUUUUACAUACACAGACUGAAUUUGGCAAACUGUUAACUUACAAAUAAUAUUAUUGUAUUUGUAAAUGGAAGUAUGCAUCAUAAAUGUUUUAUUAUUUAUAUUUUACUGUUGUAACAAUGAUGUCUUCUUUGGGGUUUCCAAGCAAUAAAUAUGUUACUUGACAUGUC
Molecule: messenger RNA, 3210 nt
Organism: Myxocyprinus asiaticus (Chinese sucker)
Lineage: Eukaryota; Metazoa; Chordata; Actinopteri; Cypriniformes; Catostomidae
Gene: cracr2b
Product: calcium release activated channel regulator 2B
Exons: 18
Coding region: 167-2122 (651 amino acids)
Molecular function (GO): GTP binding; calcium ion binding; GTPase activity
Source: RefSeq, a predicted model, not a curated record